Molecule: messenger RNA, 351 nt
Organism: Aspergillus niger
Lineage: Eukaryota; Fungi; Ascomycota; Eurotiomycetes; Eurotiales; Aspergillaceae
Exons: 2
Coding region: 1-351 (116 amino acids)
Source: RefSeq, a predicted model, not a curated record
AUGAGGUGUAGAAAACAGUUUAGACUGUUCAAACAUCCCGUCUUGGAGACAUUUGGAGGAGGGCAGAGAGCAGACUUUCAAAGAGAUCGAAAUGAAAAACGGCCUGGGAGGAGCCUUAGGUACUUCAUGCGACCAGUCAUCAUCACACGUCGCUUUGAAGACUCUGGACUCUGGCGAGGUCCAGCCUUAAUCGACUCCACUUGGCCUCCGCCUCUAAGUGAUGCGACUUGCUCGGCCAUCCCACUCAGGGUCUCGGAUAAUCAUGACACUCUAGACUCUCCAGCAAAUGUGACAGGUAGUGCUCCCUACGCCGCAAACUGUGACGGUUGUACGGCACUUCGCCUCGUAUAA